Molecule: messenger RNA, 1459 nt
Organism: Ricinus communis (castor bean)
Lineage: Eukaryota; Viridiplantae; Streptophyta; Magnoliopsida; Malpighiales; Euphorbiaceae
Product: S-adenosyl-L-methionine:benzoic acid/salicylic acid carboxyl methyltransferase 3
Exons: 4
Coding region: 56-1147 (363 amino acids)
Biological process (GO): methylation
Molecular function (GO): S-adenosylmethionine-dependent methyltransferase activity
Source: RefSeq, a predicted model, not a curated record
GCAAGUCUAUAAAUAGAAGCAAACCCAGCAACUGGCAAACACAGAAAAGAGAGAGAUGGAAGUAGUUCGAGAGCUUCACAUGAAUGCUGGAACUGGAGAGAAUAGCUAUGUUCAAAACUCUUUGCUUCAGCAAAAGGUAAUAUUCACGGCAAAGCCAAUAAUAGAGAAAGCCGUGACCAAUCUCUGUUGCAGCAGCUUCCCAGAGAGUAUAGCCAUUGCAGAUUUUGGUUGUUCUUCUGGGCCAAACACUCUAUUUGCUGUGUCUGAAAUCAUCAAAGCAGUAGAGACGAACUAUAGAAAGCUGGGUCAUCAAUCCCCAGAAUAUCAUGUGUUCUUGAAUGAUCUCCCAAGCAAUGACUUCAACACUAUCUUUAAGUCUUUGCCAAGUUUCCAAGAAAAGUUGAAAGAACAAAGCAUUUGGCCUUGUUUCUUUUAUGGAGUCCCUGGUUCUUUCCAUGGUAGGCUCUUACCUCACAACAGCGUACAAUUCGCCUAUUCUUUUAAUAGUCUCCACUGGCUUUCUCAGGUUCCAGGAGACUUGGAAAGUAACAACGGAAAGAUUUAUAUGUCUAGCACAAGUCCACCAAAUGUGUUAAAAGCGUAUUAUGCUCAAUUUCAAAGAGACUUUGCCACAUUUUUGAAGUGUCGUUCUCAGGAAUUGAUGUCAGAAGGGCGCAUGGUAUGGAAAAUUAUGGGAAGAAAAAGUAAAGACCCAUCUAGCAAGGAUGGUUGUUAUGUAUGGGAGCUUUUGGCAAUGGCUCUUAGUCAAUUAGUUUUAGAGGGAGUGGUAGAUAAAGAAAAAUUGGACUCCUUCAACGUUCCUUUCUUUACACCAUCCAUGUCUGAAGUGAUAUCCGAAAUUGAAAAGGAUGGAUCUUUCCUUAUUGAUGAGUUAGAGAUUUCUGAACAACAUUGGAAUCCUUAUCAUGGUGAACCUAACAUUUCUGAAGCUUUUAAAGAUCCUGGAUAUAAUGUUGCAAAGUAUGCAAGAGCUGUCAUAGAGCCUCUUAUUAUUAGCCACUUUGGUUUUGACAAAGCUAUUAUGGAUGAGGUUUUUGAUAGGUACAAGGCAAUCCUGAACGAUUACAUGACAAAGGAGAAAGCUGAAUAUGUUUAUUUAAAGGUGUCUGUGAUUAAAAAAGAGUGAUGAACACCAUCUUAUAAUUGAAUGCUGCUCUCCUGUUGAAAUUUCAAAUCAUGGCGACAAUUUCAAGUCGACUAGAGUGAUGAACACCAUCUUAUCAUUGCAAUAGUGUGAAACUUCUUAUUUUAUUUCAAGUCUCAUUGGGAUGUUUCUAAUCCCUUGAGCUCCUGCGAGAAUUUGGUCUGUUUGUUUUUGGUCCCUUUGUGCUUAGUUGCAUAUGUGUGUUCUUUGGGUUUCUUUUACAUGAUAAAUGGGUUAUUAAGAUGUCAUUUCCCCUAUUUGAUUAAUAAAAUUCUUAAAUUUAUCAAAAACAAA